Loa loa (African eye worm) is the source of this 730-nucleotide messenger RNA. Its product is annotated as zinc finger protein. Lineage: Eukaryota; Metazoa; Nematoda; Chromadorea; Rhabditida; Onchocercidae. Bases 1 to 594 code for a protein of 197 amino acids. The record is from RefSeq and is a predicted model, not a curated record. The transcript has 2 exons.
AUGUCGAUAACACAAAUCAUUGGGUUCAGUCUUCUGGUUUGCAUCACUUUGGCCUGUAAUGAAACUUUCUCCCUACUUGACCUUGACACAAAUGUUAUUACUACAUAUGUUCGUUAUCCUGGCUACGAACAAAAUGUCAUUCUGAACAAUUAUUAUCAGCCUACUACUCUUCUCCCAAACAACGUUUAUAACCCAAGUGAAUUAUUUAAAUCAAGUGAUAGCAAUGAAAACAUUGACUAUGACUUCUUUCAAAAAUACAUUGACAACUUCAAUUUGUCACACUUUAAUCCGGACCCCAGUGAAUAUAAUAUUGAUGGAGAAGAAGAAGAGCAAAGUCAUAAACGUCCUCAUGACGGAUGUGAUGCGAGCUUUGACAAUCGCGAUGAAUAUAGAAAACGCAAGAAAACGCCCGACCAACCAUUUAUUUGCAAACGCAAACGACCCGAUUGUGGGCUAACGUCCAAUCAUUCAUCGUUUCCUUCUCGCAAUAAAACACGCCAACCUAAACUUCAAUGCGAAAACUGCAAGGAAUUUUUCUGCCACAAGGGCUAUUUGAAAACACACAUGAAGCGAUGCUUAAUAACUUCUCGUUAGUUUCGCAAAUUUAGCAAAAUUUCAAGCACGUUUUUCUAUCUGGAAUAGCAAAAUGCACCUAAAAAAUGUGCUGCAGAACAUCCGCGACCAUGGAGGAGCAAUGCAAAAUUCAAUAAAUAUUGCAAUGCAGAAAAUG